Actinia tenebrosa (Australian red waratah sea anemone) is the source of this 894-nucleotide messenger RNA. RefSeq names its product probable DNA polymerase. The record is from RefSeq and is a predicted model, not a curated record. NCBI's taxonomy places the organism in Eukaryota, Metazoa, Cnidaria, Anthozoa, Actiniaria, Actiniidae.
AUGCAGGGGUUCGAUGGCUACUUCAUCCUUUCGUUUUUAAACCAAAAUGGAAUCUCUCCAACAGUUAUAAUGAAUGGGGCAAAGAUCAUGUCUAUGCACGUGAAAGAGAGAGACAUMAAGUUCUUGGACAGCAUGGCAUUCUUACCCAUGAGACUUGCAGCCCUGCCCAAGACAUUUGGGUUGAACRAAUUGAAGAAAGGCUAUUUCCCCCACAAAYUUAAUACUUCUGCCAAUCAGAAUUACAGCGGUCCUCUCCCUGAUGCCGAAUUCUACGAUCCCGAUGGUAUGCCUCCACCUGAUCGUUCAGCAUUUUAUAAUUGGUAUGAUUCGUUGAAAGCCCAAGACWACGUCUUUGACAUGGAAGAGGAAAUCUUAGCGUACUGUCGCUCUGAUGUGGAUAUUCUCCGACGAUCGUGUCUUGAAUUCCAGCGAUUGUUUAAGGAGACGAGUGAUGUGGACCCUUUUGCUAACUGUAUCACCAUUGCUUCUGUGUGUAACUUGGUGUACAGAAAACACUUCCUUCAACCAGAAACGAUCGCUGUCAUUCCACCGCACGGCUACAGAGCUCAGGAUAAACAAUCCAUUCAAGCAUUAAGAUGGCUGACUUACCUGGCAGAAAGGGAUAACAUUUACAUCCGACAUGCAGGAAACCCUGGGGAACAACGAAUUGGAAGUUUCAGAGUCGACGGGUUUCAUUCAGAGUCCAACACCGUGUGGGAAUAUCACGGUUGCUUUUGGCAUGGCUGCCCCACUUGUUUUGGUAGAAAAACAAGAAAUCCCAUUGCUGACUGUACGAUGCAGGCUUUSUACGAAAGGACCUUGUCACGCAAGCAGCACUUGAUUGAUCAAGGGUUCGAUGUUGUUCUCAGCACCAUUAAGGCAUGGCUCUUUUGA